Molecule: messenger RNA, 747 nt
Organism: Sesamum indicum (sesame)
Lineage: Eukaryota; Viridiplantae; Streptophyta; Magnoliopsida; Lamiales; Pedaliaceae
Source: RefSeq, a predicted model, not a curated record
AUGGCAAUCAUGCUAGUCACAUUCCUCUUCAUAUCAGUGGAGCUCUUCGUCAGACGGAAACCGUUAUCGCCCGACGGAACCAUCCCCUCCAAGAACCUCCGCCACAUCGAGCACUCCAUCAUGGCCCUCUCCUUCUUCGUCUACGCCCUUUUCGCCACCCUUUUCGACAUAAUCUCCCCACCGGCCCGAGACGGGCUCCUCCAUUUCCUCCAGGCCGUUGCGUUUUCGCAGCAGCUCCUCAUUCUCCACCUCCAUUCAACUGAUCAUAUGGGAGUUGAAGGACAGUACCACUGGCUGCUCCAAAUACUCACAUUUGUGUCUCUUACCACUACUCUUCUAUCCAUUGCCUACCCCAAGAGCUUCUUGGUCUCAUUUGUCAAGGCCUUUAGUGUGGUUUUCCAAGGUGUUUGGCUGAUUGUCACCGGCAUCAUGCUGUGGACGCCGCAAUGGAUACCGAAAGGGUGUUUCUUGAAGACGGUAUCCGGCCGUGACGCUGUAUUCUGCCACGGUGAUCGGGUCCUCGACCGGGCUAAGGCACUUGUGAACAUUGAAUUCGGAAUGUACUUGAUCUUGUUGACCGUGCUCUCAAUAGUUUUCUACCUGGUCAUGAUCAAAUUAUACCCUCGUGAAAAAGUCAAAUAUCAAUCAUUGACUACGAGGUGUUAUAUUGAGGAGGAGGACGAGGACGUUGAUCAUGAGAGUGAAAAGGAACUCAAACUUGGCAUGUCAAGAAAUACUCUUCCAUAG